UUAUGCGCCGGAGAGACCGUUUUGUCUUUUGUGCCGAAGCUAUUUAUGAAUCACAGGCCGAAAACAGUGAAAUCAAGGGGCAUUACUUGAAUGCGGCUGCGGGUACAUGUGAAGAAAUGAUUAAGAGAGCUGUAUUUGCAAGAGAAUUAGGGGUUCCUAAUGUAAUGCAUGACUACUUAACUGGGGGAUUCACCGCAAAUACUACUUUGGCUCAUUAUUGCCGCGACAAUGGCCUACUUCUUCACAUUCACCGUGCAAUGCAUGCAGUUAUUGAUAGACAGAAAAAUCAUGGUAUGCAUUUCCGUGUAUUAGCUAAAGCAUUGCGUAUGUCUGGGGGAGAUCAUAUCCACUCCGGUACAGUAGUAGGUAAGUUAGAAGGGGAACGCGAAAUGACUUUAGGUUUUGUUGAUUUAUUGCGCGAUGAUUUUAUUGAAAAAGAUCGUGCUCGCGGUAUCUUUUUCACUCAGGACUGGGUAUCCAUGCCAGGUGUUAUACCGGUAGCUUCAGGUGGUAUUCAUGUUUGGCAUAUGCCAGCUCUGACCGAAAUCUUUGGGGACGAUUCUGUAUUACAAUUUGGUGGAGGAACUUUAGGACAUCCUUGGGGAAAUGCACCUGGUGCAGCAGCUAAUCGAGUGGCUUUAGAAGCCUGUGUACAAGCUCGUAACGAAGGGCGCGAUCUUGCUCGCGAAGGUAAUGAAAUUAUCCGAGCAGCUUGCAAAUGGAGUCCUGAACUAGCCGCAGCUUGUGAAGUAUGGAAGGCGAUCAAAUUCGAGUUCGAGCCGGUAGAUACUAUUGAUAAGUAGAUAAAA
Triticum aestivum (bread wheat) is the source of this 809-nucleotide messenger RNA. Its product is annotated as ribulose bisphosphate carboxylase large chain. The coding region runs from base 3 to 803 and encodes 266 amino acids. The transcript has a single exon. The record is from RefSeq and is a predicted model, not a curated record. Gene Ontology annotation, molecular function: ribulose-bisphosphate carboxylase activity; magnesium ion binding. NCBI's taxonomy places the organism in Eukaryota, Viridiplantae, Streptophyta, Magnoliopsida, Poales, Poaceae.